CAAGGUCAACGAAUCCAUUGGGCAAGAAAACCGAUGAGUCAGUUGUAUAUUGAGCUCUUGAGACCAAGUUCGAGGGGCUUGUCCACAAACCACCAACGUCUCGUUGAUCAUUAAAACGUACGUGAUAUAAAAAACCCCAAGUGAAUUGGGAUACCAAAACAAGACAUCAGUCAUGGAAAAGGUACUCGCGAAACCGACCGACCUGUGCUGCAUCCAAGGCGGCGCCAUCCACACCGGAGAGGCGACUGGUACAGUCGAGCAGAUCGAGGGAGUCGACACAUACAUCGCGAGACCGCCCCCCGAAAAGGCCAACGGGAAUGUCCUCCUUUUCUUUCCGGAUGCGUUUGGCAUGCACCUAAAGAGCUUUCUGAUGAUGGACGCCUUCGCACAGCAUGGCUACCUGACGCUUGGUGUCGACUAUUUUCUAGGGGAUGGCGUAGGAAAACACUCGUCGACGCCGUUGGCCGAUCCAACGUUUGAUUUCAAGGCUUGGGUCGACAAACAUCUUGGUGCUUCUGAAGAGGUCGCCAAGAGAUGGGUCCAGGACGUCAAGGCCAAAUACGGCACGGACGGGAAUGUCAAGUUUGCCUGCGUGGGAUACUGCUGGGGCGCCCGAUUUGUCGCCAGGCAGCUGUCCGCCGAGGGCAUAUGCAAGGUCGGAGCAGUCGCGCACCCUUCGUUCCUCAACGAGAGUGACGUGUUUGGAGUCAAUGAACCCUUCUUCUUGUCGGUUCCGAGUAUAGAUGAACUGUUUGAGCCCAAGGAACGGAGCAGGGCGAUCGAGAUCCUGUCUGGGGGUGGCAAACAGUUCAACAUGCAAAUAUUUGCCAAUGUUGGCCAUGGGUUUGCGACGCAACCGAACCCUAGCGACCCUUACGAGAGCUGGGCAAAGAAGCAAAGUUUCAGGAGUUUUGUGGAUUGGUUUGACUUUUGGCUCUCGCCCAAGUGAAUGCGCUUCGUGAGAAUCUGUACCACUAGCGCCAUGGGAUUUGGGUAAAAUUGGAAGCAAAGCAAAAUAUACAUAUACACGUAUCUCGGUUUUAGUGAGCAAUCAACUCGAAUUGACGGCGCGCAA
Molecule: messenger RNA, 1075 nt
Organism: Pyricularia oryzae 70-15
Lineage: Eukaryota; Fungi; Ascomycota; Sordariomycetes; Magnaporthales; Pyriculariaceae
Exons: 5
Coding region: 173-949 (258 amino acids)
Molecular function (GO): hydrolase activity
Source: RefSeq, a predicted model, not a curated record